GCUGCUUAAAUCUGCUUCUACCACAACCUCACAUUAGAUUGGGAUCUUCUUAACACUUUUUUGCAGGAAACAGGAAGUGUUUUUGUAUUUCCUGAAACAGAGUAAAAGAUUUCGAGCUUAGUCCCUCAAGUCUAACACAGUUAAUGAUGUUUUGUUACUGCACUGCCAUCCUGCUCCUUAUUUUUCAAAAAUGUGUCUUCUGUUACAAACCAUGUGGAGAGGUGAAAAAUGUUUCUGCUAUUGAGGGGGAGAAUGUAAUCCUACAAGUGGAUGAAGAAAUGAUUAAAGAAAUUUCCUGGGUUUUUGGUAACAAACAUAUAGCAAAUACUAAACCAAACAAAACUAUCGAUAUCAAAAGUUGGGAUUACAGAUCAAAGCUUUACACUGAGGGAAACGUCUCACUGGGAAUCGUAAAAAUAAACACGAAACAAAGCGGAACAUUCGUGGCCAGUAUUUUUAAUGAAAAAGGUGAAUGUAGUCAAGAAUAUCAUCUCACUGUGUACAGGACAGAGAAGGGUGGGAUGGUGGCCAUUGUGACACUCACGUGCGUUGUUCUGAUAGUACUGGUGACUCUCUGCACUUGCUGUCUGAAGAACAAGAAGAUGAGGACUAUGCGCUGUUCUAGCUGUGGGAGAAAACCAAACACUGCACCAUUUACUGGAGAUAUUCAGACAGAAAAUGUUUAUUAUGAAAUACUCUUAAAGGGAAAGCCUCCUAAUAUGACAGUCAACCAUGAGAACAAGGACGUCGUAGAAAGGAGGGAGACAACGGUAAACACCAUCUAUGCCACAGAAACCAAUCCAUCCAUGGUUCCAGUCGAUAACUAAAUGCUCUGAGGUCCAGUCUACAGUACAAGACAUGAUUGUAUGAUAAAUGAUCCUGACCUCAAUGUAUGGAGACGAGACCAGAUGCCUGAAGAAAACAGACUAGGAGGUGUUCUUGUACCCAAUCAAUAGUCCAGACUGCAAGAAAGCUUGACGCACUAUUCCAAUUAGUAUAUCUACCUUGGCUGAUUGGAUAAGAGAUCUUAUGGCCUACACCAGGGGAGGUUUAGAAGAAAGAGGUUGCAGAAGGGCCACUUGAAGCCUCCCCGCCAGC
Messenger RNA from Bufo bufo (common toad), 1098 nucleotides. RefSeq lists its product as uncharacterized. The record is from RefSeq and is a predicted model, not a curated record. Bases 144 to 827 code for a protein of 227 amino acids. The transcript has 6 exons. Lineage: Eukaryota; Metazoa; Chordata; Amphibia; Anura; Bufonidae.